AGUUCUCACGUUUAUCUUUGUGUUUAGCUGAAUGAUCGGUACUCUACACAUACAUCUUUACAUUUAUGUCAGCAAAGGGUUAAGUUUGUUCCCAGAUGAGGGGAGUACAUCUGGUAACAGGUCGGCACAUCCUCUUUUUCCGCGCACAAACCCGUCAAACGAGUCAGCUGGAGAACACAAUUUAGAUUUGUUUCAACACAAACAGUGUACAGGAGCAGGCAGGAUGGCUGUGACCAUGACCAAGGCUGAGGGCAUAACUGUGCUCACUUUGAGCUCUGAUCCCCAAAGUGUUUGUCCUCCUCUGUGCCAAAUCUUCAAAAGCCUUUGCUACAGCCCCGUGUGCUGCUCCGUGUCUCAGCACCUGAGGGGCGUCCAGAGAACUUCUCAGUCAGUACUGGGGUCUCUGCAGAUUAUGGUUGGGUUGCUCAACAUCGGCAUUGGAGCGAUCCUCUGUAGCAUGCACGGUGUUGGCAUGUAUAUGUUGAGGGACACCGCAUUUCCUUUUUGGUUGGGAGGAUUGUUUAUGUUGUUUGGCAUCGUUGGCAUUUUGUCUGAGAAGUACCCCAGUCCAUGUCUGGUCAUGAUCAACUUGAUUCUGAAUCUAGUCGGAGUUGCUUUUGCCAUCACAGCCAUCGUACUCUACAGCAUCAAUAUGGGAAACAUCGGCAUGUGGUAUAUGUGUAACAAUCGCUAUUCUGAUUACAAUUGGCGCUACGGAACCACAACUCCAUCUCCUGGGUCGGACAUCAUGAUGGAGAAAUGCUUGGAGGGCAAAGCUCUGAUCCUGAUGCUUGUAAGAAGCAUGAAUGCUCUGAUGAUUGUCCUGUCCGUCCUGGAGCUCUGCCUCGUCAUCAGCUCUGCCGUCUUGUCGAUCAAGGCUCUGAGGAGGAGGACAAGUGAGAACAGAGAAAACAAGAUUGGUGACCCAGAACUCAACAAACCACUGCUGGAGACCAGUAACCCCACAGCCUAGAUACACAUCUGUGCUUUCUGCUCAGUUACCAUGUAAUAUAAUCCUGUGACUUUAUAUCAUUGUUUGUACUGUAAUGUCAGUGAUUUACUCAAAACAAUUGUUUUUGUAUUUUUGUUGUGUACUUUAUAUAAAACCUUAAAGCGUGUCUGAGAAAUGUAA
Messenger RNA from Cottoperca gobio, 1132 nucleotides. RefSeq names its product transmembrane protein 176B-like. The record is from RefSeq and is a predicted model, not a curated record. Lineage: Eukaryota; Metazoa; Chordata; Actinopteri; Perciformes; Bovichtidae. Gene Ontology annotation, cellular component: membrane.